UUAAGCGCGAACUGAUAUUUACUGUUUGGAAUAAUUCGAUAAGCAAUUGGUAAGGCUAUUUUUUACACUGCUGUACGGUUAAAUGUUUCGUCGUUUCGACAAACAGAUUUAACUUAUAAAUUUUUCGAUUAAUUCUAUAUCAUGUCAGAAGCGCGAUCUGAUGAAGACAAAUCUUUUCGUGGUAGUUUCUUGGUUGCUGCAGAUGAUGAGCGUGGAAGUUCAACCUCAGGCGAUGCUGUUUCUAAUUCCAGUACUAGUGAUAGUAGAUUAUCUCGACUGCUGAAGACGUCGCUUGAUAAAACAAUUUCAAAGUGCAUGCAAUCAUUUAAAUUUCAACUGUUGUGCCAGAACUUCAACCCUAUUUGGAAACAGUAUCCAGAGGAUUUGAAGGACAUUCACAUCCAGUUAGUUCGACAGCUGCAGGAGAACAUUCAGCUAGAAGUAGACCAAAUGUAUCAAGAAGAGAAGAUUAUAGAGUUUUUAAAUACGUUGGAGGAAUUGAAAUGCCAGCAGGCCCAUCUUGCUAACCACCAUGCAUGGAGACCUACUGGGGUUCCAGAUAAGGAUAUUGUAGACCAUUAUUAUCCUAUCAAAACUGUACAUCGAACCGAACUCUUGAAUUUAGUAAAACAGUUAGAGGAAGAAAACGACAAGCUAGAAAAACAGGUUCAGGUUGGACGUCAGGCAAUUACUAAUCUUGAAAAAGAAGCAAAAGUGAAGUACAAUCAGUAUGAGGAGCUUGCAAAAGUCUGUAGUGGUCUGUCCUUGGAGAAACUUGAGAAUGAUCUGCACACAUUUGUUGAUUUUGAAGGAUGAAUAUUGCUAAGUUAUGAUCUGAAAUGUGGUGAGUUCUGUAAAACAGAAGAUUUUCACCAUCAAUCUCACAGGAAAGAGUACUGGUGUCCUAUUGUCCAGUUAAAGCAAAAUGCAGACAAAAGAUCUCAGUUUUAUUGAAAAUUAUAUGACGGUGAAAAGAAUUAACCUUUUCGCUGCUGACCAACUUUGUAAGCCCUGUGAGGAGAGGAUAUGUGUAAAGUGGAUUACUGUAUAAUGGAUCAGUUGAACAAUACAUUUCAAACUUAAGGUUCUUAAUAAUACCCAUAAGAAAUGUCAAUUUUCCUUUUUUUGGUUCUCUCAUAUUAAUCACGCUGAUAAAUUGUCUCACUCACCAAGAAGUAAUUGAUAAGUUCUCAUUUACUAAGAGGUUGAAAUAGUCAUCUUGAAUACAAGCUGUACCAUCAAAAGCACCACUGUUUAAUGAUGUCAAUGUCAAGUUUACCAUAGUCCAACAUCGACAUAAAAGAUCUUGAGGUUUAUUGUUUUCAGUGUUCUCAUCUCCUUGAUCUACGUUAAAUUCCACAUGUUAUGAAUCUUCUGCUUCUUCUUUUUCUUCAGCAUGAUCAACAUCACCACUUUCUUCAUUCUCAUCUUUGAAAGAAAACUCUUCAUCAUCAUUCAAAUUUUCUUUAAUGAUACUCUCUCUAGUUACUUAAUUUAUAAUCUAAAGAAAUGUUAAAUUAUCAUUUCAAUAAAUAAGCAUUUGUCUUCUGUAUGAUAAUAUGAAUUCGAGAACUAGAACUGUUCACAAAAUUCCAUGAAUCUAUUAUGGGCUCAUGUACUUUUCUGCUCCUUUAUUAAUUAUUUGCUCUAUAUAUUAUAAUUUUUUUCUUUCAACAUGGGUAUUGUUCUUACAAUAAUGGAUAUAUUGUGCAUGUCAGUAUAUAUGUGAAAGUGUGUGUAACGAAACACUUGCGCCACCUAUUGAUUUACAUGACAAACAAAAAAUAUUAAAAAAAAUUUGCACUUGGGUAUUCAAGAUUCAGACAAUUAGAAAUAUAACC
Molecule: messenger RNA, 1841 nt
Organism: Limulus polyphemus (Atlantic horseshoe crab)
Lineage: Eukaryota; Metazoa; Arthropoda; Merostomata; Xiphosura; Limulidae
Product: polyamine-modulated factor 1-like
Exons: 5
Coding region: 142-816 (224 amino acids)
Biological process (GO): chromosome segregation
Cellular component (GO): MIS12/MIND type complex
Source: RefSeq, a predicted model, not a curated record